Molecule: messenger RNA, 1930 nt
Organism: Brassica oleracea var. oleracea
Lineage: Eukaryota; Viridiplantae; Streptophyta; Magnoliopsida; Brassicales; Brassicaceae
Product: E3 ubiquitin-protein ligase RGLG2-like
Exons: 10
Coding region: 250-1647 (465 amino acids)
Biological process (GO): protein K63-linked ubiquitination
Molecular function (GO): ubiquitin protein ligase activity
Source: RefSeq, a predicted model, not a curated record
GAGAAGAAAGUGAAACUGCUUUAGAAGAAGAAAAGGCGAACUCUGCUGGAUUCGAUUCACCAUUCACUCUCUCUCUCUGUGAUUCGUCAUUCAUGUUGCUUCUUCUUCUUCUUCUUCCUCCUCAAAUUCAAAAAGUCUAUGAGGGAGACGUGAUUGAAUUGAAUCUCCUUUCUCUAUAAAGAAGACCGACCACCAACCUUCAUUUUCUUAAGCGGUUACUGAAUUGAAUCAAAGUGGUUUAGUUGUUUGAUGGGGACAGGGAACUCAAAGGAGAACUGGAGACAGGAGUCUUCAUCAUCGUCUAGGUCAGCUUCUUCACCUUCAGCAGCAUCUUCAUCUUCAUGGGCUUCUCAUCAAAGCUAUCCUCAAUACGGUCCUGAUAGCUAUACCUAUCCUCCUCCUCCUCCCUCAUAUGCUCCUCCACCUCCUGAGUAUACACACCCUCCUUCACCUUCUUAUACCACCCAGCCUUAUUCUCAGCCGCCUUCUCAAAGCCAUGGCAAUAAUAAGAAGAGGUUGGAGCGCAAGUAUUCAAAAAUCUCUGAUGAGUACUCCUCUUUAGAGCAGGUGACGGAGGCUCUUGCAGGUGCAGGUCUAGAAUCUUCUAAUCUCAUUGUUGGUAUUGAUUUCACCAAGAGCAAUGAAUGGACAGGAGCCAGGUCCUUUAAUAGGAAAAGCCUACACUUCAUAGGCAAUAGUCCCAAUCCUUAUGAACAGGCCAUAACCAUCAUAGGAAGAACCUUAGCCGCCUUUGACGAGGACAACUUGAUUCCAUGUUACGGUUUUGGAGAUGCGUCAACGCAUGAUCAAGACGUGUUUAGUUUCAAUCCUGAGGAUAGGUUCUGUAAUGGGUUUGAGGAAGUGCUUGGUCGCUAUAAAGAGAUCGUCCCUCAGCUUAAGCUCGCAGGGCCAACCUCAUUUGCUCCCAUCAUUGACAUGGCCAUGACCAUUGUCGAGCAGAGUGGUGGCCAGUAUCAUGUCUUAGUGAUAAUAGCAGAUGGGCAGGUUACAAGAAGUGUUGACACUGAAAACGGACAGUUAAGUCCGCAAGAACAGAAGACUGUGGAUGCUAUCGUGGAAGCAAGUAAGCUUCCUCUAUCAAUCGUCUUAGUUGGGGUUGGGGAUGGACCAUGGGACAUGAUGAGGGAGUUUGAUGAUAACAUUCCCUCCAGAGCUUUUGAUAACUUCCAAUUUGUGAACUUCACAGAGAUAAUGUCAAAGAACAAAGCUCAGUCCUUUAAAGAAACAGAGUUUGCCCUUUCUGCUCUCAUGGAGAUUCCUCAACAGUACAAGGCGACAUUAGAGCUUAACCUUCUAGGAAGAAGGAAUGGGUAUAUACCGGAACGAUUCCCUCUUCCACCUCCAAUGCAUGGUGGAUACAACAAGCCAAAGGCUACUCCUCGUGUUCCAAGUUUCAAACCGAGUGUACCUCCUUAUCCAACUGAAAGCUAUCCAGUAAGGUCUAGUCCUGCACAGCCAGCUACUACAACCUCUGCUCUUGAUAACCAGCUAUGUCCUAUUUGUCUGAGCAAUCCUAAAGACAUGGCCUUUGGAUGUGGCCAUCAGACAUGCUGCGAGUGUGGACCGGAUCUUCAAAUGUGUCCGAUUUGCCGUGCACCAAUCCACACAAGAAUAAAGCUCUACUAGCAAGCAAGUAGACCAAGAUCCACAACCUUCUUACAGUUUCUUUUGGGGAUCUAAUCACUGAGCUUCCUCCACCGAGAAAGAUGGGAUCUUCUUUCUGUAAAAAGAAAAGUAAUACGUUAGUUUGUUCGUUGAUUCACUUUCCUAACUUUGAUCUUUGAAUUCUUUCAUUCUUCUUUGCUUUGGAGUAAAUGUUGUUGUCAGUGUGUAAUCCUAAGUCUACCAUCGUUUUGUUUUCUGCUCUUUUGGUGAUUGUUUCUGAUAAGUUUGAUUCUUGAAAUUGGUU